Messenger RNA from Hypoxylon fragiforme, 3470 nucleotides. RefSeq lists its product as uncharacterized. NCBI's taxonomy places the organism in Eukaryota, Fungi, Ascomycota, Sordariomycetes, Xylariales, Hypoxylaceae. Gene Ontology annotation, molecular function: S-adenosylmethionine-dependent methyltransferase activity. Bases 106 to 3087 code for a protein of 993 amino acids. The record is from RefSeq and is a predicted model, not a curated record. The transcript has a single exon.
UUUCUCAUACCAAAUUAUAAACGUUUGUAUUCGUUCAGUUUACUGCUCUUUAUUUCAUAUUACGAAAUAUCUUUAGUAUUUCUUUCCCCAUAUAAAACAAGAAAAAUGACAGAAUUAUAUCUCCUACCGUCGAGCACAUACCAACCUCCCUCGCCUUCGCUGGCACGGAGGCCUGGGAGGUCACUUAAUACAAUAAUGGAGGAGGAGUCGGAAGGAUCACAGAGGUCGACGAUGUUAAGGAAUCAGCACACCAAGAGCACUUCGUCUAGCGAGAUGAUAACAAUGUGGCUAUCCCCACGAAGUGACCAUUUCCCGACACCUCGAGGCAUUCAUUUCAUGUCGGCUCCCAUACUGCCCGAGUCUCCAUCGACUGUCUCUGCCGAUGAAAGCAACUCACCGUCGACAGACUCUUCAGACCAUUGGAAUAGGGCCAGCAUGAGCACCGUUGUUACGGAAUUUGACGAUAUAUAUGAUAUUUCCGAUGAAGAAGACGCUCGACGUGUAGCUUCGAGGAAGUCCUCGCUAAAGCGCCGAAACAGCUCUCGCAACACGGCACUCAAACGAUCAUCAGUUCAGUCAUCGACCUCGACUAAGUCCCUGCCACCCUUGGUUAUCCCAGGACAGAAGGAUGAUAAUGACUUGGGGAGGCCAGGGCUCAAGCGGCUCUUAUCCCCAGUUCCCCCAACGCCGCCAUCCAAGGUUGAGAUGUCACCGGCUAUGAUGUCCUUCUUGAAGGCCCAGCAAGCUCAAGAAGUACCAACUGUAUCCGCACCGCCAUCCCUCGAUGGAAGUCUAAGCUCCGAUCAGAUGGCAGCCAUGUCUGCUCCACCGACACCAAUAAUCGGAGCGGAGGAGGAUUGUGCUAACAGAGAUUGGUCCGGCGUUCAACUACAGCCUGGUGCUUUGGCUACUUUGCAGGCAUUAUCCGGGAGCGAAGAUAGUGAUGACGAAUACCCCUCCGAGCAGGUCAUCGAGAUAUCUCAAGAGAGGAUGCCGGAAAUGUCACAGUCGCAGCAAACGCCACGCUUAUUAACUAGCAUGACACGGCCGGCUUUGGGGCAACAGCAUCAAUCUCUCAAUGGGUUGACGAGACUUGAUAUUCCUUCACCGGGGGGCUUUUUUAAUGGCCUCUCUCCCCGAACGAGGCACACAUGGCAUCUACCCACAAUGACUCCGGAUGACGCUGCGCCUCCUACUUCCACUACCGCAGAACAAUUCUAUCGAGCUCCGUGGAACGAACCUGCUCCCCAAGUACCAGCACUGCCUACUGUUCCUGUUAUGCCUCCUCCUCCACCCCGGCCUCAGCGAUUUGCAACUGCUCCCGUCUCAUCAGCGCCGGUCGAGCAAGUUGUGGAAUAUAGAGGCACAAUGUCAGACGGCAUGCCGACAGCGAGGCGAAUUAUCGAGCGUGUCGUCGUGGCUGGAGACAACAUUACGGAUGAAGUUAUUACAGCGCGACGCAUUGAACAAAGCAUGCUUCCAACUUUCUCUUCCGCUUUGCCUGAGCCAAUGAGCCCCAAUGAGGAUGUGACCGCUACGGAAAUUGUCACGAUAAAUGAUCCCGAAUUUACCAAGAAGCAAAAGGAAAUUGCUCUCUCCAAUCUGGAUCGGACCGAAAUGUGGCUCAUGGCGCAAAAGGCAUACCUGCAGGGCAUUCUUCCAGAAGACGAAGUCAAGCCACAGGUAGAGCCCGUCAUAGAGACUGCCGCAGAGGAGUCGGAGACGAAGGAGCCCGAGUCUGAGGUAGCAUCCCCGGCGCAGAAGAAAAAGACGGUCCGCUUCUCCGAGGUUGCCAAGCCGAACAUCCCCAAGACGUUGCCUUCCAAGAUCGGACGGCAAGAGUCGGCAUACUACCGUGCCUAUCAGGACCACAUCAUCCGUUCUCGCAGCCAUGAUCCUUUUGUCCACCGACUCCCACGCUUCGAAGCCCUCCAGGCCCAGCGUACCUCGUUGCGAGAGAUGCACCGCAACCAGCUCCUCGGCAAGUAUCAACUGUCUGUGAUGCCGCAAUCUGCCAAGAAGCGUAUGAGUGCCAACGUGGCUCGUGGUGAUGAUAUCAUCGUCGAUGACUUUGAGAAGCUAAAGCGGGAAAAGGAGCAGGAGGCAUUGUCGCAAAUGUCCAUGGCAAACUGGCACGUUGGUGCCACCAAGGCCCUGUGCGGCGGGCGUCUAUUUUCCGCACCUGUUGCUAAGCGCCUCGCUCGCCUCUCCCGCAUUGGUGGUCCGAAAGACCGUGCGCGCAUUCUCGACCUCGGCGGUCAGGCUGCGUGCGACUGGGCUUGGAACUGUGCCAUCAUGUACCCCAAUACAAAGGUAUACACGGCGACGACCAAGGCCAUUCGACAGCUGUCCAACUCCAACAUCCGCGGCCCCCCAAACCACCGCCAGGUUGCCGUGGAGCGGCUCACGCGGUUGCCAUUCCCAGACGCACACUUCGACCUCGUCUCGGCACGCGAGCUACAGUCGAUCCUUAAAUUCAUCGGCGAGAACGGCGAGGACGAGUGGGACAGCUGCCUCAAGGAGUGCAUGCGGGUGCUCAAGCCCGGCGGAUACCUGGAGUUCUCCGUGCUCGACUCGGACGUUACCAACGCAGGCCCUCUUGGCCUCGCCAAGUCGGUCGAGUUCGGCUUCGCCCUCAAGACUCUCGGCUACGACCCCUCGCCCACCCGCAUGUUCCUCGGCCGCCUCAACCGUGCCGGCUUCGACGGCAUCCGCCGCGCCUGGGUCUCCCUCCCCAUGGGCCCCGACCCCGCCGUCCAGCGCAACCGCAAAGUCGCCCGCGACAGCACCACUGGUGACGAGCGCCCCCUCGUCCUGGAAGCGAUGGUCUCCGGCAGCACCGAGGCGGCGGCCCCCAUCGCGGGCCUCGCCGGCAGCUGGUCGUGGGAGCGCUGGCUUCUCCGCUGCGAGAUGGAGAAGGUGGCGUGCGAGUCUCGUCUGGGAUUCCUCGAGACCGAGACCGCGGAGAUGCGCGAGGCGGGGAAGUGCCUCGAUGGUGUUAAUGAGGUCCUUGAGGAGGGCCGUCGAUGUGGUGCUGGGUUUAGGAUGUUGAAUGGGUUUGCGAGGAAGCCUCUUGCUACCGAGUAGAUCUAAGAAGGGAAAGGGAAAGGGAAAUGGAGUUUUGGGUGGGAAGAUGUGAGUGAGCAAGCGGAGCUAAUCGAUCUCUUCGAGUCUGAAGAUUGUCUCUUAUGUACCUAGGUAUGCAUGGUCGGGGUUGGGGGUCGGGGUUUGUGUUUGGGAAAGGGGGGGGGGGGGACGAAUACAUGUGUGUAUAUGAGAGAUAUGAAGUGCCAUGUAUGGACGGUUUGACGAUGAUACCCCGUUUUGGAAUUUGGAGAAGCAAAGAAAGCAAAGCAAAUAUAGUUAAACACAUACCUACCUAUACUUGAGGUGGUGGAGGAUAACAAAUACACUCCGCUACGCUUGAGGAUAUUUUAAUAUAUAGACCUUUUAAUGUCUAUAAUAUGCUG